AUGGGCUCGCUUUCGCGCAGGCUUGUACAAGCACAAUUGUGCGAGGGCCGGCCCGUCGCCCUCCCGGCCCCCGACCAUUUCGUAAGCCCGGCCCGCAAUUUUUUUCUAGUCGGAAAUCAAGUUUUUUUACGACAAAAAUUACGUUUUUGGUCAUUUUUUCACUAAUAGUUUAACAAAGACUAUGAUUUCAGAAGUAAAAGCCACAUUUCGGUGAAAAUGUUUUUAAAUAAAACUUUAAAUUUUUAUUGAAGCUCGGCCCGGCCCGGGCCCACGCGGGCUUUUUUCCUGAAAAUGAAGCCCAAAGCCCGGCCUGACGCACAAGCCUGCUUUCGAGUUCCCUUUUGGAACCUGUUCCAAACAUGCUCAACAGUUGUUUUUCAACCGUUCAACUAAUUCAACCGAUCAACAGUUGGAAAAAGUUUUUGGGUUAAAAUUUGAAUAUUCAACCGUUCAACUGUUGAAAUAAGUCGUUCAAAGUUAAAAUAAGAAAAAAACUGAAUAGUUUCUUCCAAUGUUCGCUGUUGUGCAGGCGUAAAGGACUCCAAGGCAGACGUACCGCGCUCAGCAGGAUCUCUGAACAGUGGAGGAACUUUGCACCGUGUUGUGUACCGUGCUUUAUUCAGUGCGAAGGGUGUCAGAAGCGGUUGACCUAUUUCUGUUAAAUUGGCAUGCCAGCGCGCAGUUCCUUCGACAAUCGGUUGAAUUCUAUACAUUGUCGAAGUGCUAUAGAACUGUAGAUUAUGUUGCCAACAAGUUUACGUGCUCUCUAAACUGAGGCACGCGCGCUGACCUGCCGUUUCUUUUUAGACAAGUGCGCAGGUCUACCGUUAUUAUUCUGAGAAAUACACCGCGCAAAGUGUUCGGCACCGUUCACAGAUUCUGCAUUUUUCAUCAUUUUUUUUUUUCAAAAGUUGAGCAAUUCCAACCGCUUAACCGUUAGAGAUAUAGUCUGUUCAGAUUUUGAAUGUCAAGUCGUCGCUCAAGCUCCGCCCCUAUUGGUGCGAUAAACCAAUCAGAGAGUGAGCCAUCCACAGAGUGUUUUUGAAUGACGUCAUUGCACUUGACAUUAAAAAUCUGAACAGACUAUAAGUUCAAGUAACAGUACAAAGAAAGAUCGCAUUAUCUAUUUCGAGGCAUUUCAAAAGGAUACGUUCAGGAUCAAUAUCAUUUGUUUGUCUUUUUUUCAAAUAAACAAUAAAAAAAAAUUUAGAGAGUAAAAAUUCAGAAAGCUUGAAAUUUCUUUUGAAGCUUGCUCAAAUGUAAAUUCGCGGAGUUGAACAACUUGAAAGAGCCACUGAAGGGUACUCUGCAUCUCCAGUGCGUUUCGAUAACUUCAUCGAAGAAAGUGAUGCGUUUUUAUGCAAUUUUUCUUUAUGUGAACGUAAUUUCUAUAUAUAUGAUGCUCUGUUUAAAGUAACUCUGAGAAAUUCAAAAAUUUCUGGAAAGUCAGAGCUAAUUUUGAACUUUGCGGAAAUUACUUUGAACAAUGCAUACACAUGAAGAGAAGAUGUAUAUUCCAUAAUGUGCCAAAAUCUUGAUGCGAUGAAGUACAAAAAACUUAAAUAUUUUUUUUAGCGGGAUUUUCGUUCUUUGAUUCAAAAUCGUCAGUUUUAGCGGGCCCCGCCCCCCUGAACAUCUAACGUUUGUUGUUAGUGACGUCACCGCUCCUUGCGUAUAUAUAGUCAGUCGCUCGUCUUUCACUGGCGCAUUCGGUGAGUCGCUUUUGUCUGAAACAAUGGGAUUUCCUUGGGUAAAAUGUUCGCUUUUUCAAGCUUUCUUGCUCAGGAACUUGAUAAAAAAAGAAUCUGGUUGUUACCCUCUGUAAGAAUUGACUUUAUCGGCCAAACUAAAAGGUAUUUCCUAUUUAUCCCAAAUAUUUAUUCUAAAAAGUAUUGAAGUAUACGUUCACAAAGAAAAUUUAGGCUUGGAUACAAAAUGUCUGCGUCUGGUAGUAAUACCAUUGUAAGUUAUGGUUCAACUGAAAUUAAAGAAAAUAGGAAUUUUAGGCGGAUAUAUACCGAUCUGUCAUAAGCGAUGUAAUAAAUCAAGUGAAAGAAGCUUUUUUGGACGAAAACGUCGAUGUCGAUAUCCUUUCGCAGCUGAAAAAGGUUCUUUUAUCCACGUCAAAGAUAGAUAUGUUAUCAGUAUAUGUAGGAAUGGGAAGACAAAGUGAAUUCGAGUGGUUGCGUCGAGUUGGAAGCUCCUUUGCGUCCACAACACGUCGCCCCUCCGCCGAUGCGAGUUGUCAACCAAAUUCCGCAGACAACUCGAAUGUCAAUUCCAACAACCGCACGUCUACAGCCUGUCCAACAGCAAGUGUGUCCUUCAUCAGUGGAAGUCAUGAAAACUAAUGCUAGUAGUCACAUUGAUUUUUUUUUUAAAUAGCGCACUCAAAAUCAAAACAUUUAAAUUUUGAAUCCGCACUGCUUUCGCCUGCCGCGUUCAAAGCUAUAACGACACACGCGACGGAACAGUUUUUCUGGUUAAACGGCUCGGGCCUAAACGCGGCUACCGGGCAGCUACUUUGAAAUGAAUCGGAGCUAGCCUUCCAGUGGUCUUUUAUUCAGAACCAGUGUUUUUUGUUAACCAAAACUUUGUUAGCUAAUUCUAGAAAAAGAAAGCUACUCCGUAGCAAUCGCAAAUGUCAGGCAGGAUAGCGAUAACCACCAGAUGUAUACUCGGUAGUAUCCAAAUACUAGAGAUAGUACCCGACAGCUAAUGAACGACCACUGAUUAGUUAACGCCGGUUCAUUUUUGAAAUAACGACCCGGCACUUGUAUUCUCCUACUUUUUAUUGAAAAUAGCAUCAAAGAAUAAAGAGAAAAAAUUUCAAUAGUUUGAAAAUUUUGUUUAUUUAAUUUUUUUGAGAAUCUUAUGCAAGAGCAACGGCUUCAAAUGCAGUACACACAGCCACCGCAGCAGCAACAACAACAAAUGGGUUCAUUUCAGGUGACUCGAAACCUACUCACAUUAUUUCAACCAGUAUGCUUCUAGAAAGGAUAUCGUCAAUAUAUUAUCCUAUAUUUCCUAUGGUUAAACGAUGGAUUUCAGAUACAGCAACAUAUCGCUCCGCAGCAGAUGAAUCAGAUUCGAAUGUUGUCUCAAAUUCCGGGUCAGCAGUACGUCAUCGCCAACUCCAACGGUCAACCUAUUCAUGGACAAGUUAUGAUUGUUCAAAAUGUAAAUGGUAAGGUUUCUAUUUUUGUUCGUCAUUUUUUUCUUUUUCGACAAACUCAUGGAAACAUUGAAAAUUUUUUGAAAGUCUUAUUUAUGUUAUGUUUGUAGGACAACAUGUUCCGGUGACGAUUGGGCCUAACGGAGUGAUCCAGCAGCAGCCACAGCGUAUUAUUCAACAGUCUCAACUUUCACAUCAAAAUAUUCACCAGUUGGACGGCAAUGGAGAUGUUUCUGAGCAGGUUGUUUGAUUAAAAUCUACAGGCUAACUGAAUUUUUCAGACUCCGGUUCCUCUCAAAAAAUCGGCUAGAAGGGCCCAGAAAAAAGCGAAAGGUAUUGAAUAUUCUUCGUUUUUCUUCCAAUAACAUCUUUAAGACGAAGAAGCUGUGAAAGUUUUGAGCGGGUUGUUGAAAUGCGUUCAAUUGGACGGCGGCGGUGGCGGGAUGUCGGAUUCAUCCAGUGAAGACGAAGACGUACACUUUUUCUCCAUAACUUAAAGCUCUUUAUUUCGUACAAUAAUCUUCAUUCAAGUUAAAAUCAAUGAAAAAAAAAAUGAGAUAAGAAAAAAAAAAACUCGACGGAUGAGAGGGACUUGCAAGGAUGGUUCCUUAGUUUACACACUGAAAUUUUCUCCGAUAGUAGGCCUAAACAUUUUUGGAUGUACGAGCGGAAAAUUUUUAAACUCGAAGUUCGCACGAUUUCCUAUUUUUAUUAAAGUAAAAGUUUAUGACAGACAAAUUUCGAAAGGUUUUUACGGUUUUUUUUUUGAUGUUGAGAGCUUUUUUUUUUAGCGAAAUGAGAUGCACUGGUUCUAAAACUUUCGUUUGCUGCGUCAAAAAGUAUUAUAAACGUUCUAAGUGGAGUCAGAGUGCCAAGUAGAUUGAACUCUUUCCCACCGAAGAUAAAACGGAUCGCAUUUCUGUGGGGUUUUCAUAAUUUUUUUUCCUCUGGAACCAACAUAUCGCCCUGAAAAGGUUAAAAUGAGCGAAAAAAGUUAAUUUGAAGAUAGAAGAAGAAGACGAUCCACUCCGACGCAUCGCGGACCGCAUAGGAGACGGUGAAGUUGAAGACGGAGAUCAAAUUGCCGAGGAAGAUCCACUCAACUCCGACGACGAUCAGUCCGACGACGAGGACUUGUCAAUUCUUUUCGACGCCGAAAAUGUUGUCAUGUGUCAGUUCGAGAAGGUUCUUAUCUCUAUGAUUAUUUAUCUUAUAAAGUUUUCUCUGCAGGUGAACCGCGCGAGAACCAAGUGGAGGUUCCAGCUGAAGGAUGGCAUAAUGCACAUUGACAACAAAGAUUACUGUUUCCAAAAAUGUAGUGGCGAAGCCGAAUGGUGA
Molecule: messenger RNA, 4513 nt
Organism: Caenorhabditis auriculariae
Lineage: Eukaryota; Metazoa; Nematoda; Chromadorea; Rhabditida; Rhabditidae
Source: the annotation of a GenBank genome assembly